Messenger RNA from Myotis myotis, 6126 nucleotides. It is a transcript of the gene C2CD2, whose product is annotated as C2 calcium dependent domain containing 2. The record is from RefSeq and is a predicted model, not a curated record. NCBI's taxonomy places the organism in Eukaryota, Metazoa, Chordata, Mammalia, Chiroptera, Vespertilionidae. The transcript is spliced from 14 exons. Bases 418 to 2646 code for a protein of 742 amino acids.
CAGCCUCUCCGGCCACUGCUGGGCAGCGGGCGGGACGCCGGGGGCGGCGCGCGCAGGAGGAAGCGCGCUGGGCCGCGGCCCGGGAUCUGCCCAGACGCCGAGUCGGGAACGCCGGCCGCCGCGUCCCCAGUGCCAGGUGCGCGGGGUUGGGGGCGCAGUCCCGGGCGGUGGCUGCUGCGCGCGGGCCGGCUUUUCCUUCCGCUCGCCCCGCCCGGCCUCCAGGCUCCCUGCUCCCGGCCCCGCGUCCCGGGCCCCGGGCCCGCUUCGCCCGCCGCCCAGACCAGCCCGCUACGCCCCUCCACGCCCCCCGGCCGGCCGCGCGCGGGCUGAUGUCCUGAGCUCGCCGCCGCGGGCUCCGCGUCCCGCCCGGGCUGCCCUGGGAAGUUGGGCGAGGCGCGCCGGGUAUGCGCCAUCACCAUGUCCCGCCUGGACGCGUGGCUCGGUGAAGUCCAGUGGCUGGUCUUGGUGUCGCUCUUCGUCGUGGCCUUGGGCACCGUGGGCCUGUACCUGGCGCAGUGGGCGCUGGCCAGGGCGCGAGCUCGGCCCCCGCGGCGGGCGGCGCAGCCGGCCGAGGACCUGCGCCCGGAGUCGGACGUGCUGCUCUCCUGGAUUCUGAGGCUGAACAGCUGGAGGAGCCAGUGGCAGGCCGCCUGGGUGGCCGCCCUGAACCAGGAGGCCAGGCGGAAAGGGGGCCCGCUGUCCCUGUCCUUCGAGGAGGACCCGCAGCAGCCGCCCCUGGAGCUGGCGGUGCAGCAAGUCUCCAGUGGGGCCCGGUCGGCUCAGGAGAAGGUGGUGUCUUGUCGCGUGGUGGGCAAGGCCAUCCAGUUCCUGGUCCGUUCGGGGCCAGCCUCGCCCGAGGACACGGGGCGCCAGGAGUACAGUGUGCGGCUCGCCCCGCUGCAUUUACAGCUGGAGCUCCGCAUGAAGGAGGAGAGAGAGGACAUUCCGAUCCGGUGGUCCUUCCUCAGCCAGCCGGAGAUGGCCAUUACCAUCCAGCCCCGAGCCCCGGGGGAGGACCGGGCGGUGGAGGUGAAGGCAAUAUGUGAAACUCUCAAGGACAUCCUGAAGUACCUGGUUAGCUCCGCCUCCCCGUCGGUGGUUCUGAGCACCAGGCCCGUGGACGUGCGGGAAGUCCAGACUCUCCAGCGCACCUCGCCGGUCCCGCAGGAACCCUGCCCUCCCAAACCUCCACGGGCCCAUGACCUCAAGCUGCUGGUGAAGAGCAUCCGGGCCUCGCUGCUCAGCCAUCCUGGUGCUCCAGGCCCCGCUAACCUCCGCUGCCAAGUUCAGCUGAACGAUCCCGUUCAGAAGCUCUCCAGCGUCCUCCCGAAAAACACUACUGACCUCACCUGGGAAGAAGAGUUCACCUUGUGCGUGCAGCGGUUCCCGCGGGCCUGGGUUUCCAUGGUGACACCUACUCGAGACUGCCAACCCCUGAGAUCAUUUCAUAGCACACAAAAAUUACUUCUCAUUUGUAAAAAGCAUAUGAAGCAUCUGAGUGAGUUGAACGCCAAGUCGAAGGAGUUGCACCUGCAGAUUUUGGAGGAUGGGCAGUCCUCAGAAGCUCUGCUGGCGACGACGACCAUCCCUUUAGAUCUGUUCAAGAAGCAGCCUUCCGGGCCCCAGAGCUUUCUGCUGACCCACGGGCCCGCGGGGGACGGCGCGGCCCUGGGCUCGGUCACCGCGGAGUUCUGUUACGUGGAACCCGCAGAGGCGAAAUCCUGGCACACCCCUCCGCCCGUUCCUGCGGCCAAGAUAGAGAAAGACCGCACGGUGAUGCCCUGCGGGACUGUGGUCACCACCGUCACCGCCGUGAAAACCAAGCCUCGCUUCGACGCCGGGAGGGCGUCCCCGCUGAGCUCGGAGUCUCCGCUGCGGACGCCCGUCAAGGUGCGGGUGAUCGAGAAGGACAUCUCCGUCCAAGCCGUCUCCUGCCACAGCCCUCCCGUCAGCAAAACCCUGUCUUCUUCAGACACAGAACUGCUGGUGUUGAACGGCUCGGAUCCCGUGGCCGAGGUCGCCAUCCGGCAGCUCAGCGAGUCUUCGAAGCUGAAGCUGAAGUCGCCGCGGAAGAGGAGCACCAUCAUCAUAUCAGGGAUCUCCAAGACCUCUCUGUCUCAGGACAAUGACGCUGCCCUGAUGCUGGACUAUGCGGCCUCCAUGGACAGCAACUGCCAGGAGGGCACCCCGUCCCAGCCGGAGGCGGCCUCGGCCUCUGCCCCGCCCGAAGAGGAGGAGGAGGCGGCCUCAGCCCAGGCCUUGCCGGCCCCGGAGCCCCAGGACUGCGAGCUGGCCUCCUGGGACUCGGAGAAGGAGUCGCAGGCCGAGGUGUGGGACGGCCAAGCCCCGCUGGACCCCGAGGGGGAUGAGCUGUCGGAGAGCUCCCUGAGUGUCUGGGAGCCGGGGGCCCCCAAAAAGCAUAGAGGAGGCAUUUUAAGGAGAGGUGCAAAGCUCUUCUUCCGCCGGCGGCAUCAGCAGAAGGACCCCAGCCUGAGCCAGUCCCACAACGACCUGGUGUUCCUCCAGCAGCCGGAGGGGGCGCGGAGGAAGGGGGCCACGCUCUCCAGGAUCCUCAACAAGAAGCUGCUGUCCAAGCACAGAAGCAAGAUUGCCAUGAACGGCGCCCCCAGGGACCCCGGGGUGUAGGUCCAGGUGGGCGGCCUCCUUCGUGGCGAUGCUGGAGAUGUGGACCCGCUAACGACCCGCCAGGACGGAGUGGGAUGCCAGCAGGCCGGUCUAGCUGGGGUUUUCCCGGCAGUGUCGCUUUUUGAAGGGGAAGAAAAGUCUGAGAUUUCCCCAGAGAGAACUGACCGAACCUGUUUACCACCCGACGCCAGAGGAGGGGGGACUCCGCCCGGCGGCUGAAGUUCAAUGUCGGGAGGAGGUUUCCAUUAUGAACUAGAGAACACAGUGCAGUGGGCGUGGACGGGCCAGGCUGGGGCCUCAGUUUCACCCACGCGCUGCUCCAACGGGUAUUGCUUGGGGUCCACGCCUGGACCACGUCACAAGGAGCAGACGACCCUCUGUGCUGUCACUGCGAACGAUGCAUAGGUCACCUCUUCUGUUGGCUGCUCAGGACAGAACAGUGCAGCGGGCCCCGGGGCCAGAGAGGUGGGGCACAGGCAGAUUUGGGUGAAUAGAGAAAUUACGAUAGGAAUGGAAACACUAUGACAAAUGUGGGAAGACAUUUGCCUUUGCUAUUAGCCAUAGAACUUGAAAAAUUAUGCAAAUACUAAAUAUAUCCUAUGCAUAUUAUGCUGAACACUUUCCUAAGUGUACGUUGAGCCUAUUUACAAGUGGGAGAUAUAUAAAUUCUUAUAUGGUUUUUACACUUUCUCUAGUGUCCAAAGCUCUAACGGUGGACUUUCCCCCUGUCUGGCUCACACGAAACGGGUGCAGCGCGCCUCUCCAAUGCACUUAGGAGCAGUAAGUGACAGCCGAGAGAACGUGGUACCCACACACACAUACCUGGAUUUUCUCUCGUCCGACGUUGGUUUGCCAAAUAUUGCCAGUAGCUGAAACAAAGUACUUUUUGGGCAAAAGAGGAAAUUAUUUUAUGUCUCAGGUGUGAGUCUUAGGAAGGGAAGUUUAGUGAAACACGGGCCAGGCUUGCAUCCGAUUCCUUCCAGGAGCUCGUCUGAAUUCUACUGUGAACAGACUUGGCAGACUUUGGGGGGAAGGUGUGUUUUUAUUUCCAGUGGAUCAAACGAUAAGCUUGCUAUACAACUUCAAUAUCCUCCGUGACUUUCCAAGCACAUCCCACGGCAGGAGCCACUUGGGUUCAGUCACAGUUGUCACGCUGCUCCACUCCUGAAAGUGCCACUUGCGGGAAACGGGCUCGUUAACAGGAGUCAUCGUCAGCGUGAAGGGUGCUGACGGCUUAAUCAGAGUCAUCUCCCCCCAGUGAGCUGUAAAAGGCUGUUACGAAAACUCAGCCUCUGUCACGGAUGUGAGUUUGGGGGGACUCCUCUGUACAGACACUUCUGUUAAUCCUCAAACAUCUAUUUCAGGGGUAAGAGAGCUCUUGAUGAGCUAAAACCUUUCUAAAACCAAAAUUAUAGAAUCCUUUCCUUCCUUUAUGUGGAGGGAGGAAUUGGAAGACUGCAUUAAGAAUUUCACUUUAAAAUAAUACAUAUUUAAAAAUUCUUAGGUGUCCCAGCAAUCAAGGGACUGUAAAGUGACUUUUUUUUUUAACCAUACUUUGUUUUUAAAGAUGAUAUUCCAAUUUUAAUCAUUGUAAAGUAGCACCUGUCAUUAUGAAAUACAUGAAUUCCAAACUCAUCCCCAGGGUCAGCAACCACUACAGGCCUUUUUGGGACCGAGGGUCGCUUUAACGUUCGUUGUGUUUUGCUUGAAGGAUUCCUGUCCUUUCUCAUGGUAAGCGGACAUGGAACACGCACGAAUUAAUUCUAAGGGGACUGAUGUGUGAGAAGAUGACACUGGUCAGAAGUUCUUAGUACAGUUCCGUGUUUAAGUUUGGAAUUGAGAGGGACUCAAUCAGCUCCAGUGUGAAGGUAUCAGAGUUUUAGACUGAGUUUUUCUCGCUCUCAAAAAUCAAAACACAACCACAACGUUUCAGCCAUUGCCGUCCCCAGAUCGGCCCCAGGAGCACCCUGUCCACUGUUUACUCUUCGCCAAGGGCUCCGCUUCCUCAACGUCCUCGUGACUUGAAACCUCUCCGGGCUCCUGGGAAGGUGCCCGGCGGGCGGGCUCCCUCUCACCCUCGUGCGUGAAGCGAGUGAGUGGACGCGGAAGAGAGCGCGUCGUCAUGAGGUCCAUGUUUCUUCGUGUGUGCUGGGUACACGUGAGACCUCUGUCCUGAGUUUGAUCCGGGAGCCCGUCCUCCAGGCGCACACACUGGCCGCCAUCCUGGCCUUUCCUGACGUUUCAGAGGCAAAUGUAGCGGGAACAGAAGGACAGAUGCCGUCAGGCGGCCCCGCGAGGCAGGGCUGUGUCUAUACUGUGAAUGUGUCCUUCCCGAGCUGUGUAUCCAGGUUUGUUUCUUAAAGGUGUCGGGUAUUUAUGUUAAAGUCAAUGUCACUAAGGUGUAAUACCAAUUACGAUAACACACCGGAUACAAAACACACUAAUUUGUGAGUCACCGAUCCCCUUACCCUUUCCACACGCUUUAGUGGCGUGAGGGCUCGAGUUUUGGUUUUGAUGAAAUUUUUUCAGAGUGAUUCCUCAUGAACACUCAUCGGCCCGGUCCAUCUGGACCCGGAGCACACGCUGGUUGUAACACGCUGGCUACGCUUCCGCGCUUUGCGUAAGGACCCCCCUGUGGUCUUUGUGGAGGAAGGAGAUGGAGUUUGCGCGGGCUUUAAUGUGGCAUUAACGAAAGUAUCCGUCUCGCUGUUCUGUUCAAAACCUGCUGUGAGGGAGGUUUAGACAGAGACUUCACUUAGAUCCAGGCUCAAGUUGAAGUUCAAAGCCAGCCUGGGGUUCCUGGGGAUGGCCGCCAGGCCAGGCGCAGCCAGCCAGUCACAAAUUAGAAGCCUGCCCAGAUGGUGAUGGAGCUUCUGGCCACAUGGGGAGCAGAGUCGCAAAUCUUGAGCAGGAGAGGAAGGUGAAUGUGCACUGCUGCGCCCAGUGCGAUGCUCCCUGAGUAAUAGUCUCACGGCCCUGGGAACCUCACUGUACAAGCUGGUGGGCACUGGGGGUCAGGACGCUUACCUCCGCCAGGUGGCAAGCAGACCCCGAUGCCACUGCCCAACCCGCCCAGGCUGGGUACCGAAGUGAGGGGCACAGGGACCCGCCCGCUAAGACCUGCACAGCAGACUUGGGUCCCCCGGGUCCUUUCCCGAGCAUCCCUCCUUCCCGUGUGAGGAGGCACCUGCCCAGCCCGCCAGCUUCCCACCGUCGGGAAAGUACCAUUUAUAACGGAGGCUUGUGCUUUUGUUGCCCGAUGUCACACUGAAGUUACAUUUUAAAAUGGGAGAAAACAGGUUUUCUAGGGGAAAGGGCUGGCUUGCCCGCUGGUUGAUGAAUUUGCAAGACGAUGAUUGUAUUCCUUGGUAGCACUUUAGAACCCGGUUCCAGGCCCGCGCCAGCCCUGCAGUGGGUUCAUCUGGAGAAGAUGUGGCUGGGACAUGGGUGCUCUUUAAAGAAAUAAACGUGCACAUGGAA